This is a messenger RNA of Eucalyptus grandis, 1475 nucleotides long. RefSeq names its product rho GDP-dissociation inhibitor 1. The record is from RefSeq and is a predicted model, not a curated record. Gene Ontology annotation, cellular component: cytosol; cytoplasm; membrane. NCBI's taxonomy places the organism in Eukaryota, Viridiplantae, Streptophyta, Magnoliopsida, Myrtales, Myrtaceae. The transcript has 6 exons. The coding region runs from base 481 to 1239 and encodes 252 amino acids. Gene Ontology annotation, molecular function: Rho GDP-dissociation inhibitor activity; protein binding. Gene Ontology annotation, biological process: Rho protein signal transduction.
AAGGGGGCAUCCCUUUCCUGUCCCCCUUGUGGGAAUUCGUGUGCCGAACUGUGGAAAAAACGAAAGAGAGAAGGGAAAAAAAAAAAAAAAAACCAAACGCCCCCCUCGAAUUUUGGUCUGCGUGGAACCCAAGUGCCCCAACCCAAAGGGACCUUCACGAUCUCUCUCUCUCUCUCCUCUCUCUGUUUUCUUGCUCCUGGAUUCACCUUUUCGGAUCACCACAUGACCAAUUCCUGAAGUUCUCAACAACCCACCUUCUCUUUCUCUCUCUCCACGUAUCGUUCUUGGUGGUGUUCUUUUCUUGCUUGCAAGAUUCUCCCCACUGGCAUAGCUUCGGCUGCUCCCUGGUGUUCUGUUAAUCUCGAGAAUCUUGUUUCCCCUCCCAGUUCAAGGUACGUCAGGCGUGUGACAGAGAGAGUUCGAAUUGUGCCCGGCCCCGCAAAAUUUGGUCUUUCUUGUUGCUGUGGAUGAGCUGAAUUGAUGUCCUUGGCGGUUGGAGCAACUUCGAGUUCCAAGACCAUGGGACACGAGCGUGAUGAGAAGAACAGCGAGAGUGGAGAGAAAGCCGACGUUGGUGCAGACAGCAGAGCAAAGACACCCAAAAUUGAGGAGAGUGCUGAUGGUGACCCCGAGGGUAAGAUUCACAAAUCAGCGAGUGAGAGCUCCAUUGGCGCCACUGAGGAUGAGGAAGAUGAUGAGGGAAGGAAGCUUGAGUUGGGUCCUCAGUACACUCUUAAAGAACAGUUUGAGAAGGAUAAGGAUGAUGAGAGCUUGAGGAGAUGGAAGGAACAGCUCCUGGGAAGUGUGGAUUUGAAUUCUGUUGGAGAAACUCUGGAAGCGGACGUCAAGAUCCUGAGCCUUGCAAUCAGAUCUCCUGGGAGAUCUGACAUUGUUCUUUCUGUUCCCGAGAAUGGAAAGCCAAAAGGUUUGUGGUUUACGUUGAAAGAAGGUAGUCGCUAUAGCCUCAAAUUCACAUUUCAGGUCAGCAACAACAUUGUCUCUGGUCUCAAGUACACUAAUACUGUGUGGAAAACCGGUGUCAAAGUGGACAGCACCAAGGAGAUGCUUGGAACAUUUAGUCCACAGUCAGAGCCUUACACACAUGAGAUGCACGAAGAGACAACACCCUCUGGAAUUUUCGCUAGAGGAUCAUACUCGGCUCGGAGCAAGUUUAUCGACGAUGACAACAAGUGCUACUUGGAGAUCAACUACACCUUUGAUAUCCGGAAAGACUGGUAGUUAGAAGAAGAGUUAUUUGUUCUGUCCACUUUUAUUCGCACCGUGUUGCUUGUGUUUCAAGUUUGAGACUGGUAAAAUUCAGUUUGUGUAAUCUAUUUCUGGUUGUAGGAUGUCACUUUAAGUAAUAAAGUGGGGAUUUACAUCAGAAAGGUGGUUCAGACAAGUAGAAUUUAGAACCUACCCAUCAUUUUGUAGUUGUUCUUUCGUUAGAAAAAUCGAGUUGGUUCAUCUGAAUA